Microcebus murinus (gray mouse lemur) is the source of this 2611-nucleotide messenger RNA. RefSeq names its product progestin and adipoQ receptor family member 6 (gene PAQR6). Gene Ontology annotation, cellular component: membrane. Lineage: Eukaryota; Metazoa; Chordata; Mammalia; Primates; Cheirogaleidae. The record is from RefSeq and is a predicted model, not a curated record. Gene Ontology annotation, molecular function: signaling receptor activity.
GAAGUGGAUGGAACAGAACAAGAAGCAGGCAAUUGGAGUGAAAGCCUUGGAGGUGGUUUUGUGAUAGACAUUGUCAAGUUCAUUGACCCUGUGAACUGACGUGGUACCUCUGCAAAUCUGAUAGGUGACAAUAUUUUGCCAGCAACAGUGCUGCCUGGGGUGGGUUGCUGUCUCCAGCUGGAUCCUCUUCCUCAAGGAGGUGGGGAGGUGAGCCUUAACCAGCCUCUGAGCCCUCAAUUGCAUGUCCUCAAAUUAUGUCUUUGGGGGUAAUAAGCUUGGCAGAUCCCUCAUGGUUGAACCAAUAUUUAUUGAAGGCAAUUUGUUCUGAACCCUACCCAGCACUAAGUGCUAGGAGGCAGCAAAGCAUGGUAAGAGGUUUCUGAAAUCCAGUCAAAAUCUGGGGAUUUAGAUUCUUCUGCCCAGCCUAACGUAGAGCUGUCCUUGACAGCUGAAAGAACCUGCAACUGGGGUGCACUGCUCUGAGGCAGAAUUGGACUCCACAAUACUAUGGCCACAUCCUAGCUUGAGCCUCUAGCCUGUUCUAGCCAGUCAGCACAGGGACAUUGGGUCACGCUGGAGAGGCUGGUUGUGUGCAGGAGGCCGAGUGAGCUGCCUGCUAAUGGGGCUGGGCCACCCCGUGCAGCUCCCUGGGGGCUGGACAAGGCUGGGAUUGUUCCCUGGCUCCCUUUGUCUCCCCACUCCCCGCCCAGGCCUGGCCCGCCUGCCUGGCCACUCUCCUCUCCCUCCAUCAGCCCAGCUGGCAGGAGCCUGGGCCUCUGCCCGUGGAGCCCCAGCCUGCUGACCCACCAGCUUAGGAGCACCUGUCAAGCUCUGGGUCAACGUGGAGGUGCCAGGUCACCAUGCUCAGUCUCAAGCUGCCUCAACUCCUUCGAGUCCACCAGGUCCCCAGGGUGUUCUGGGAAGAUGGCAUCAUGUCUGGCUACCGCCGCCCCACCAGCUCGGCCUUGGACUGUGUCCUCAGCUCUUUCCAGAUGACCAACGAGACUGUCAACAUCUGGACUCACUUCCUGCCCACCUGGUACUUCCUGUGGCGCCUCCUAGUGCUGGCGGGGGGCCCGGGCUUCCGCGCGGAGCCGUACCACUGGCCGCUGCUCAUCUUCCUGCUGCCCGCCUGCCUCUACCCCUUCGCAUCGUGCUGCGCGCACACCUUCAGCUCCAUGUCGCCCCGCGCGCGUCACAUCUGCUACUUCCUGGACUACGGUGCGCUCAGCCUAUACAGCCUGGGCUGCGCCUUCCCCUAUGCCGCCUACUCCAUGCCGGCCUCCUGGUUGCACGGCCGCUUGCACCAGCUCUUUGUGCCUGCCGCCGCACUCAAUUCUUUCCUGUGCACCGGCCUCUCCUGCUACUCCCGGUUCCACGAGCUAGAAAGCCCUGGGCUCAGUAAGGUCCUCCGCACAGCAGCCUUCGCCUAUCCAUUCCUGUUCGACAACCUCCCACUGUUCUAUCGGCUCGGGCUGUGCUGGGGCAGGGGCCACAGCUGUGGCCAGGAGAUGCUGAGCACCAGCCAUGGCUACCAUCUCUUCUGCGCGCUGCUCACUGGCUUCCUCUUCGCCUCCCACCUGCCCGAGCGCCUGGCCCCAGGACGCUUUGACUACAUUGGCCACAGUCACCAGCUAUUCCACAUCUGUGCAGUGCUGGGCACCCACUUCCAGCUGGAAGCGGUGCUGGCUGAUAUGGGAUCUCGCCGAGCCUGGCUGGCCACACAGGAACCCGCCCUGGACCUGGUGGGCACAGUGGCCACACUGAGCUUGGCAGUGGCUGGAAACCUACUCAUCAUUGCUGCUUUCACAUUCUCCCUGCUUCAGGCCCCCGGUACAUGCCCUUUGCUGCAGGAUGGCCAACUAGAGGGGGGUACCCAAGCCAAACAGCAGUGAGACCCCAUUCCUAACCCUGCCCUGGAGGAAGGCAGAGGGUGGGCUCCAGUGCUGGGGAGGAGCCAGACCGGGGCCUGGUAAGGUAGAGACCAUCUCAGCCUGGAACCAAGUGUGGCUGAGGAGAGAGAGAAGAUGAGAGAGGGCAGCCAAGAAGAGGGGUGUUCGGGGGGCUGGGGACUAGCAGAGAGUGAGAGGGACCGUGAGGGGCUCUUGAUGGAGUGGGAGAAGUGCUGAGGGUCUGAGCAGGGAGGUGUGUAUGUCCAGGCUGGAGCUGUACCCAUGCCCUGUCAGAGUUUGGGGUGGGAAGAUGCGGGGGUCCUUUUAUCUGGCCCCGUUUCUGGUGCUCCUGGAAGUCUCUGCUCAGUCCAGGGGAGAACUAACAUGACUAACCCAGGCCUCUGCUGAAUGCUUGUUAACCAGGCUAGGAGGCUACACACUUGGCCCCCAUCCCAAACCAGGUAGUGCCCAGUUUGCCAGCAGCUAUUUGUCUCUAGAGAUGAGUCUGUCUUGGUCAUGACUGUGUACUUGAGGUGUCCAGGCUUUUGGGGACUGGGUCUAUCUGGGUGUGUCACUGAUGGUAGAGUGGAUUGAGGUGGGGGAGGGGAGUGCUAGGCUGGCUGGGGGGAGCCAUAGUUAGACUUUAGGAAGCCAUCCUCAAUUCUUUCUGGAACAAGGCAGGUACAAAUAAAUAAAGAAAUAACAGACUUUGGGAAGCA